AUGACGAGCUGCGGCCUCCUGAACAGUUCCAACAAGCCGGUGCCCCUGCGCAGCGGCGUGGUGACGGUGCUGAUCCGAGGCUUCGUGGCGGACGUGGGCUGUGAGCUGCUGUACAGGAACGAGGAGCCGGGGCCUGUGGAGGCCGUAUUCGUGUUCCCCGUGGACGCCGAGGCGGCCGUCUACGCCUUCCAGGCCCGCCUGGGGGGCGCCUGCAUCAAGGCCCAGCUCCACGAGAAGAAAGAGGUACCAGGGGGGAGAGACGGUACCAAGGGGGUAGGGUAUGGGUACACACUGGCUCGGGGGCAGGGCAAUCUUGGGGUGACCCCAUCUCUCCCGGCAGGUGCAAGAGCUGUACAGGGACACACUAGCCGGGGGGCAGGGCAGGGGGAUGUUGGGGGAAUGGGGAAUCUUGGGGUGACUUGGUCUCUCCCAGCACACACAGGAGCUGUAUGGGGACACCCUGGCAAGGGGAUCUCGUGGGAUAAGGAGAUCUCAGCCUCUUCUGCGCCUACCUUGUUUUCACUGGCAUUCACUACAUUAGACGUCCAAUCAGGGGAGGGACAUGGGUGGGACUCUGGGGCAGGAGGGGGGACCUGGGGGCUCUCACAGGCUCACAGGGCUCGACCCCAUGCCCCUCCACCCCCCAUUUGGGGCUGGCCCCUUCUCCCUGCAGGCUCCCUGAUGGGUGACCCGGCCGUGAUGGUGACGCUGCUGCCCAGACUGCCCGAGGCUAUACAAGGCCAGAGCUUGGCCGGGGAGUUCAUCUUCCUACUGGACCGCUCCGGCAGCAUGGGGUGCCCCAUGGACGGCCGAGACCGCUCCCCCCAGCGCAUCGACAGCGCCAAGGAGACCCUGGUCCUGCUGUUGAAGAGUUUGCUCCUGGGCUGUUAUUUCAACAUCUACAGCUUUGGGUCUCGGUUCGAGUCCUUCUACCGGCAGAGCGUGGGAUACACCCAACAGACCAUGGCCAAGUCCCUGCAGUGCGUCAGGCAGCUCCAGGCCGACCUGGGGGGCACCGAGAUCUUGGCACCGCUACGAUCCAUUUACCGCAGCCCCUGCCGAGAUGGGCACCCACGCCAGCUGUUUCUGUUCACGGACGGGGAGGUGGGGAACACCCAGGACGUCAUCGCUGAGGUGCAGCGUCACUGGCGGGCCCACAGGUGCUUCUCCUUCGGAAUCGGGGAAAGGGCCUCCACGGCUCUGGUCAAAGGCAUCGCCCGGGCAGCAGGGGGCAGCACCGAGUUCAUCACAGGCCAGGACCGCAUGCAGCCCAAGGCGCUGCAGUCUCUGAAGCGGGCCCUGCAGCCGGCCGUGACUGGGAUCUCGCUGAGCUGGGAUCUGCCCCCUGGGAUGGAGGCGGCGCUGCUGGGCCGGGGCCCUGAGGUGAUCUCUGGGCAGCGGUGCCUCAUCUACGCCCAGCUCUGCAGGCAGCCCCAGCCCCCAGACACUGCCAUGGGGGCCGUCACCCUGCAGUACCGCAUCCAGGACCAGACCUACAAGGAGAUGCUGCAGUUCCCCCUGCAGCCACAGGAUGCAGACAGGCUGCCCAUUCACCGGCUGGCAGCCAAGUCACUGCUGCUGGAGCUGGAGGGGGCCGUGGACACCAGGUCGGUGGGGGACCGGUGCUGGGUGCUGGAGACCAGCCUGAGCUUGGGGGUCGUCUGCUCCCUCACGGCCUACGUGGGGGUGGACACGGAGCGGGGGCAGCCGGUGCAGGGGCCGCUGGUGAGACGGGACAUCCUGCUGAGAGUUAACCCCGGAGGGGUCGGGGAUCCCGGCUUCGGGGCCGCACCGCACAUGGCCAUGUGCUGUUCCGCCUCUGUGCCCAUGGACGAGCUCCUAGAGACCGCCUGUGUGUCCAUGGGCUUCGCCGCGGACUGCGACUUUGAGGACUUCUCGGCUGUGUCAGAGCGGGCACCGGAGGAGUCUCCCCCGCUGAGGCUGGUGUCUUUGCAGAAUGCCAACGGCUUUUGGGACCUGGACCCCCGCCUGGUCGCUGCGCUGGGGGUGAGCGAGACCGACACCAGGGGGAGGAUGGCCAGUAAGGACGUGGCCCCCGGCGUCUGGGCCACAGUGCUGGCCGUGGUCUGGCUGCACUGCCGGCAGCGUGACGAGUGGGAGCUGCUGGAGGCCAAGGCUGUGGGCUGGGAGACCCUGAUCCUGCUGUUGAAGAUUUUGUCUCUGGGCUGUUAUUUCAACAUCUACAGCUUUGGGUCUCAGUUCAAGUCCUUCUACCUGCAGGGCGUGGGAUACACCCAACAGACCAUGGCCGAGUCCCUGCAGCGCAUCCAGCAGCUCCAGGCUGACCCGGGGGGCACCAAGAUCUUGGCGCCUCUAUGA
Molecule: messenger RNA, 2340 nt
Organism: Chrysemys picta bellii (western painted turtle)
Lineage: Eukaryota; Metazoa; Chordata; Testudines; Emydidae
Source: RefSeq, a predicted model, not a curated record